GUUCACAUUAAAGUCCAAAACACGUGUUACUGUAAAAAAAAUGGCGAAGGGUGAGGUUACUGCCCAGAUGGGAACACAACAUAUUGCACUUGAUGCUAAAAUGCAAAAGGAAUUUGAAGAAAAAGUAAAGAAAAUUAAGCCAAAGGGAGACGAUAUUGAACCAGGAGUCAUAUAUGUUGGACACAUACCACAUGGAUUCUUUGAGCCACAGAUGCGACACUUCUUCUCUCAAUUUGGAACAGUUACAAGAUUACGAAUCAGUAGAUCAAGAAAGAGUGGACGUUCUAAGGGGUAUGGAUUUGUUGAAUUUGAGUACAACGAGGUCGCCAAAAUUGCCGCUGAAACUAUGAAUAAUUAUCUGACGUAUAAUAAACUAUUAAAAUGCCACCUUAUGCCAAAGGAGAAAGUGCAUCCGGAACUUUUCAAAGGCUGUGAACAUCGUUUCUUUAACCCCUCAGUUAAAAGAAAAAAAGCAAUUGCACAGUAUAACAGCAGCCUAACAGCAGAUGGGCACAGAGUACAUAAGCUGCUGGAAAAAAGAGCAAGACAAAGUAAAGCACGCCAAAAGAAGAUUGCUAAAGCUGGAAUCAACUAUGAAUUCGAUGGAUGUGUAAGUAUUUUUUUCCUUCAUUUCCUCAUCAGAUUGAAUUGUACGCUGAUUACUUUGCCAACAUUUUGUUUAUUCCGCUCAAUUAUUUUCAUAGGCCUGUUACCGCCAACAUUUUUUAUGUUGCCGACUGUUUAUUACUUCUCUGUUCCUAUGGCGUGCCCUUUAUCUUAGAAUUUAUCUCACCUU
Anneissia japonica is the source of this 796-nucleotide messenger RNA. RefSeq names its product MKI67 FHA domain-interacting nucleolar phosphoprotein-like. NCBI's taxonomy places the organism in Eukaryota, Metazoa, Echinodermata, Crinoidea, Comatulida, Comatulidae. Gene Ontology annotation, cellular component: nucleolus. The transcript has 4 exons. Gene Ontology annotation, biological process: maturation of LSU-rRNA from tricistronic rRNA transcript (SSU-rRNA, 5.8S rRNA, LSU-rRNA). The coding region runs from base 41 to 781 and encodes 246 amino acids. Gene Ontology annotation, molecular function: RNA binding. The record is from RefSeq and is a predicted model, not a curated record.